AUGCAAUUUUCAUCCUCCUAUGUUUUCUUCUUGGCACAAACAAAAUACAGACGACCUUUAAACUUGGAAUAUGUUGGCAUUGAAGGUUUUUUCCAGAAAUUAUAUAUUAUAAUUUGUUUUCUUAAAUUGUUCUCAUUUAAGUUGAGAGUGCUCAAGAGGCUACAGGGUAGUCAAGCGCUUAAAUAAAGAACACGAGCAAAUUCAAACCCUAUGUGCCUUAUUUGAAGUAGAAAAGUACUUGCUAAUUUGAAUUUUAACUAACUCAGAGAGAGGUUUUCUCGGUCACGAUCUUAUACGGAUUUUGGCAUAAAUAUGCCGAGCAGCGAAUUUGAGCGAAAUCUUUUUUCAAAAGAAAGUUGGAGAAGAAGUUGAUUGCUGUGAUAUUGUAAGUUGUAUUAUGUUUGAACACUAGGGAGAACUUUAAACUGUUAUACCUAUGCAAACCUAUUGGUUGAAUAAUUUUUUAGGUGCAGUCAUUGGUGAUAUCAGUUUUGUAUGUUGAAGAUCAGAAAGAUGCAGGACUGCAGAUCACAAGGCCAGCGUCCAGUGAAAUACACUUACAUGCGUCUGUGCUUGCAGUUAGGUGCUCCUGUCAUGAGAACAACAGAAGAUACAUUUAUGCAAGUUCUAGAAGAGGCAUUAACAACACUGUAUGGUUUGAUAGGAGGAGCUUUAUUGAUAGACUUGAUUGAAUUCAAAGCAUUAACUGGUGUGGCAACCUUACGGUGCAGGAAAGGUGAUGUGCAACGCAUCUGGGCUGCAGCAACAUUUGUGACUAAGUUCAACAAUGUUCCAUGUCGACUUAAGGUGCUAGAAGCAUCUCCUUCCCUUGUGCCCGAUACAGAGUUGGAAAAAUAGUCGAGUUCCUGUUUUGUGACAAUUGUUGGGUGGGCAUAAGGUUAAGGAUAUGUGGUUGUAAAAGUAGGAUAGGUUACGAAUUUCUGGCUUCAGUAUGAAGUUGGCAUCAGAGCUAGCAGACAUAGUAAAGGGCUCCCUUUAUUGCUACUUGUUAUUAAGAUGGUUAAGUUGGAGUAUGGCUUCUUCAUAUAGCAGUAUGUUUCCUUUUACAUGUUUUAUUAAUUCAUCAUUGAGGCAAUGCUGUUAUAUUUCAAUUCAUCUUCUUUCCUAUUUCCUUUAUUUGUUCAGAUUACAAAUAAGACACAUUUGUGGGGCUUACUCAAUGAACAUAAAUAAAUCAUAAGAAAUGGUCGAUGGAGUGUUUCUA
This is a messenger RNA of Cryptomeria japonica (Japanese cedar), 1225 nucleotides long. RefSeq lists its product as uncharacterized. The record is from RefSeq and is a predicted model, not a curated record. Gene Ontology annotation, cellular component: ribonuclease P complex. The transcript is spliced from 4 exons. The coding region runs from base 496 to 858 and encodes 120 amino acids. Gene Ontology annotation, biological process: tRNA 5'-leader removal. NCBI's taxonomy places the organism in Eukaryota, Viridiplantae, Streptophyta, Pinopsida, Cupressales, Cupressaceae.